This is a messenger RNA of Polyodon spathula (Mississippi paddlefish), 770 nucleotides long. Its product is annotated as profilin-1-like. Bases 109 to 525 code for a protein of 138 amino acids. Gene Ontology annotation, cellular component: cytoplasm. Gene Ontology annotation, molecular function: actin binding. Lineage: Eukaryota; Metazoa; Chordata; Actinopteri; Acipenseriformes; Polyodontidae. The transcript has 3 exons. The record is from RefSeq and is a predicted model, not a curated record. Gene Ontology annotation, biological process: actin cytoskeleton organization; positive regulation of actin filament bundle assembly; regulation of actin filament polymerization.
UUACCCCCACCCCCUUUUUGAAACAAGUCUUGUGUUUCCUCCAAUUCGCCAAUAAAUUAGUAUUUAUUUAUUUUUUUUUUUUGUUGCUUGUGUGUGACGUUGAUCGAUAUGAGUUGGGACAGCUACGUGACCAGCCUCCUUGCCGACGGAGAGUGCCAAGACGCGGCGAUCAUCGGCUACAAAGACGGGGUGUCCGUCUGGGCCAGCACCCCGGGAAAGACCCUGUGCAACGUGACGCCUGAGGAGAUUGCUGUGCUGAUUGGGAAAGACCGGACAAGCUUCCUGACCAAUGGGCUGACCCUGGGGAAGGUCAAGUGCUCCGUCCUGAGAGACCGCCUUGACGUGGAAGACGAGUGGACCGUGGACCUGCGGACCAAGGCGCCGGGCGAGCCCACCUACAACAUCUCUGUGGCCAAGGCAGGCAAAGCUCUAGUUGCCGUGAUUGGGCACGAAGGCAAGCACGGGGGUAUCAUGAACAAGAAAGUCUACGACAUGAUGAAGCAUUUGAGAGCCUCGGGGUACUAACCUUGAAACCCCCCUCCCCCCCUCCCCCCCUCGAUGACUCCUCCUGCCCCAAUUGGACCGGGAUUAAGAAACGGAACACGCCAGGAGAACCGCUGCUUCACCUGACCACGAGAAUUAGUUUAGAGUAAAAAAAAUUUCAAUUUCAUUUUUUUGUAUUUUUUUCUUUUUAAAAUGUUCUAUAUAAUUUGACAGAAGCACUUAAAUGGCAUUUAAAUAUAGUAAAUAAAUAAAAGUAUUGUCUCCUG